AUGGACGGGAACCUUUCAGCACCACCUUCUGAAAUUGGUAGCCUUGUUGACCCCUCUGCACUCAAGGAACUUACGCCGACUGGCCAACAUUUGGACUUUAGGGGUUUAGGACUAAUAGAUCAAGCUUUUGUGCCACUAUUAGAGGAAGUCUGUGUCAAACAAAGUAGGGCAAAUAUUCAGUUAUGCUAA
Molecule: messenger RNA, 189 nt
Organism: Prunus armeniaca (apricot)
Lineage: Eukaryota; Viridiplantae; Streptophyta; Magnoliopsida; Rosales; Rosaceae
Source: the annotation of a GenBank genome assembly